ACAGACGAUGAGAAUUGUGUUUGUUAAAAACGCGCGAAACGGGUGAUGAAACAGUUUCGGUGAUGAUGAUUUCGGGUCGCGUCAGGCGGUUGAUGUGCGGUUCGUAUGCGGUUUUUUCGGUGGGUUUUUGAAGCGGAAAUUAUGAGAGGAAUCGAUGGGAUUCGGGUGCACCUUUUGCUGGAACUUCUCCUGCCAUUCCUGCUGUCGUACGCCGCGAAAGGAGCGGUAGUGGCGCCUCCGUGGGCCAAUCCCAAACUAAACCCGUGCGCCUCGCACCCCAGAGGUUGGCAGUUACUCUUCUGGCCGCCCGACGGGAAAUGUUACAAAAUAUUCCAGGUGGGUUAUCCUUGCCCCAACGGCAUGGAAUUGACUCCGUCGUUGAGUAAAUCGGGUCAAACGUUAUCGGCGGAGUGCCGGUGCGUACCGGGUACCGCCCAAUCGGCCUCCGACGGCGCCUGCUAUCGAUUAUUCACCGCUGGACCGUGCCAAAUGGGCCAGUACUUCGGCCCCGACACCCAAUACAAAAGCGAAAAUUCGAAGCGACAAUGGGGCACCUGCAAGCCAAUCAAAACCUGCUCGUCGGACGACAGCACCUUGUAUUGGCCCAAAGACGGGAAAUGCUACGAGAAACACACCAAAGGACCCUGCCCCAAAGGUCAAUUACUUACGAUCGAUAGAAAUAGUUCGAUACCGACGUGCAAAUGCGACGACGAAGAAUUGCGAAUUUACCGCCACUUCGACGGAUCGUGCUACCGACAUUACACCAAAGGCCCUUGUUUGGAAAAGGGCCAAUUGUAUCUGCCGGAUAAAACCUGCGGAUGCCACCCGCUCUUGCCCAACUACCACGAACCGACGCGACAAUGCUUCGAACUCGGUACGCCCGGCCCGUGCGCCCGAGGCCAACACUACGUCAUCGACGACUCGAAGCGAGCCGAGUGCGCCUGCAAACCGAGCCACGUCCGCCACCGCAACACCACCGCCUGCUACAGACUCUACACCCGGGGACCCUGCCCCGAGGGGCGUAUCCUGCUCGACGCCGACACGUGCGCGCGCCAGCCGUGCGCCCGGGGCUCCUUGUACUUCCCCGACGAGAAUCGAUGCCAUCGGGUGGGCGCGCGCGGCCCGUGCUCGCCCGAUCGCGUCGUCGCCUUCGACUUCGAAGCGCGCCCUUCCGUAGACGGUUUGAGCUACAACGGGGUGUGCGCGUGCGCUCUAACCGAUUGCGAAGGGGUAGGCGAGUACUGCGAUAGGCUCAAGGGAUUGGUGAGGUACCGAGGCGAGUGUCACAAGAUGUAUACGCGCGGGCCGUGCGCGCGCGGCUCGUGGCUCGUGCCGAAGCGAAACGGUAGAGACGAGUUGUUCGUCGAUGGUACGAGGGAGCGCGUCGGUACGUGCGAAUGUAUACCGGGGUACGCGAGAAAGUCGCCGAGCGACGGCGACGCUGCUACGGUGACGUCGUGUUUGUCGCCGGCCGUCGCUUUGGCGGAGUAUUUGAACGGGAAUCGGACUCGCUUGCAGGUCGAUUUGGGUUCGUA
Phyllotreta striolata is the source of this 1535-nucleotide messenger RNA. The record is from the annotation of a GenBank genome assembly. Lineage: Eukaryota; Metazoa; Arthropoda; Insecta; Coleoptera; Chrysomelidae.